This is a messenger RNA of Belonocnema kinseyi, 755 nucleotides long. It is a transcript of the gene Pcd, whose product is annotated as probable pterin-4-alpha-carbinolamine dehydratase. NCBI's taxonomy places the organism in Eukaryota, Metazoa, Arthropoda, Insecta, Hymenoptera, Cynipidae. Gene Ontology annotation, molecular function: 4-alpha-hydroxytetrahydrobiopterin dehydratase activity. The transcript has 4 exons. Gene Ontology annotation, biological process: tetrahydrobiopterin biosynthetic process. The coding region runs from base 102 to 518 and encodes 138 amino acids. The record is from RefSeq and is a predicted model, not a curated record.
AGUCACGUGACUGGCAUAAAAAUGUCAACGUUAGUUUUCGUCUGCUGUUUAUUGUGGUUUAAUUAAUGUUUGGAGGUCUUUGAGUGAUUUGAAAAAGAGAUAUGACAACUAUCCUGAGUGUAUUGAUAAGAGGGGGAGUAGUAGCAAGUCGAUCGCGCAUUUUCCGAGAAGUUGAUGUGAGAGGAGCAUCUGUUGCCGCCCGAAAAACGAAAAUGCCGAAACUUACUGAAGAAGAAAGAAAAACUGAACUGGCUCCGUUACUUUCAAGUGGCUGGAAAGUUCAAACAACAAAGGAUGCUAUUUACAAAGAAUUUGUCUUCAAAAACUUUAACCAGGCGUUUGGAUUCAUGACUAGAAUCGCAUUGCAAGCGGAGAAAAUGGACCACCAUCCCGAAUGGUUCAACGUCUACAAUAAAGUCAACAUAACUCUGAACUCUCACGACGUUAAUGGUUUGUCUAAAAGGGACGUAAAACUCGCGACAUUUAUAGAAAAAGUCGCCAAAUCUGUGGAUGAAUAAAAAAAUAAGCUACUUCAGAAAUAAUAAAAGAACCAGGACCAAAUUUUUUAAACUUAAGUCUGUACUUAAAAUUUCAAUUUUCUUAAAAUGUAAUUUUUACUUUAUUAACCAAUUGUCCUUUUUCAUAAUGUUAUCUAAAUAAUACAUGCACAGUAUCAAUGAAUUCAGAAUAAUUAUUUAUAUGAAUACUCAGUAUAUUAUGGAUUUUUAUCUAUAUUUUUAAGUGGAAAUAAAAAA